AACGACUCUUGGUAAACAACAUUGUAAGUAAUCGCAUCGCCUUCUACGCUUAUAUGAAGAAAAACGAACCAAUUCAACAGCACAAAACUCUUAUAUACGAUGUCAUCAAAACUAACUUUGGCAACGGGGAUAACAACAACACAGGGGCGUUCACAGCGCCAUCAAGUGGCGUUUAUGUUUUGACCUUCACGGUUCACCCAGGAAGUAGUAGCAGCUUUGCUAGUGUAGACAUUGUUGUUAACCAUAAACAGGAAGGAGCUAUAUACUCUGACAGCAACGAAGGCACGCAUGAUCUGAAUGCGGCGACUGCUGUUGUAGUUGUCUGGAUGAACCAAGGCGAUGUAAGCUUCGUCAGGACUUCCACAACGCACCCGGUCAGUGGGUCUAUACGGAGUGAUGAUGGAGGAAGAUCUAGUUUUGCAGGAUGGAAAAUAUCCGAUUAA
Molecule: messenger RNA, 443 nt
Organism: Mytilus trossulus (common blue mussel)
Lineage: Eukaryota; Metazoa; Mollusca; Bivalvia; Mytilida; Mytilidae
Product: complement C1q tumor necrosis factor-related protein 3-like
Exons: 1
Coding region: 54-443 (129 amino acids)
Molecular function (GO): protein binding
Source: RefSeq, a predicted model, not a curated record